Molecule: messenger RNA, 2981 nt
Organism: Durio zibethinus
Lineage: Eukaryota; Viridiplantae; Streptophyta; Magnoliopsida; Malvales; Malvaceae
Source: RefSeq, a predicted model, not a curated record
AAAAAAGAAGUGCAGAUUCUGUUGUACAGGUAAAAAUCUCAAAAACAAAACACAGUCAGAUGAUGAAAUUUCAAUGGAUAGAAAUCAAGUUAGCAGAAAUUUACAUUCGAUGAAACAAAAAAAGAAGUAUGUUACCUAAGGCGAAGUAGAGGAUGCUUGUGCUUCCCAUCCGUGUGUUUAGCUGCAGGACAAGACAACCGGUGCCCGAGCUUUGCGGACAGGGGAUGGUAAGAAAAUUGGCCAUAUUAUUACAUUCCAAAAUUAAAAAGGAAAUUAAAAGGACAAAAAUGAAAUGACAGCGUUUUCUCCUUCUUCAGUGUACAUUUAUUUGCUGCAGCCUACGGUAGCUCUCACAAAUUAUCAAAUACAUAAAAAAAGAAAAAGAAAAACAUUAAUUAUAUUAGUCGUCUCUUACAAACUUCGUUUUCCAACAAAAGGCUUCUUCUUCUCGUACUCUUUUCGCCGGCGAAGAAUAAAUAAAUACUAUAAUUUUAGCCGGAGAUGAAUCGUUUCGGUUUCCACCGAUCGGUUCAAAAUUUCAACAAAUUCAUCUUCAUAAAUGAUUGUUUAUGAUCGUUACGUGAAUUUGCUUUAUAUAUAUAUAUUUUUUUUGUUUUGAGAUAUUGGAUAAGAAUAAUAAUAAUUAUUAUUAUUAUAAAUAAAUUGGAAUUUUUUUGAUUGAUCGAUUGGUCGAUGGAGGAUUGCUCGAGCAGCGAUGAGGAUUACUACUAUUCGUCCGAUCGAGACUCCCUCGACGGGCUCGAGAAUGAGGACUCGGAUUUACAGUGGCCCCCUUCGAAGGGUCCCACUACCAAGGUUAUUACAAAAGAAUCACUUUUAGCUGCACAGAGGGAGGAUUUACGGAGAGUAAUGGACAUGCUAUCUCUUAGGGAGCACCAUGCUCGGACUUUACUAAUUCAUUACCGAUGGGAUGUUGAGAAGUUGCUUGUCGUACUUGUGGAGAAGGGAAAAGCAGACUUGUUUUCUGAAGCAGGUGUUUCUGUUGUUGAGAGUGAGGAUACAGGAACACCAGUAUCAUCUUCAUCUACAGCAAUGUGUGACAUACGCAUAGAAGAGUUACCUAGUGAUAAGAUGACAAAAAUGGACUGUGGCCAUACCUUUUGCAAUGACUGUUGGACAGAGCAUUUUGUUGUGAAAAUAAAUGAGGGUCAAAGUAGGCGCAUUAGGUGCGUGGCACACAAGUGCAUCGCUAUUUGUGAUGAAGCUGUUGUUAGAAAUCUAGUUGGUAAAAAGCAUCCUGAUCUAGCGGAGAAAUUUGAUCGUUUUCUUCUUGAGUCAUACAUCGAAGAUAAUAGAAUGGUUAAAUGGUGUCCUAGUACUCCUCAUUGUGGGAAUGCAAUACGCGUUGAGGAUGAUGAAUUUUGUGAGGUAGAGUGUUCUUGUGGUGUACAGUUUUGUUUCAGUUGCUUAUCAGAAGCACACUCGCCAUGUUCAUGUAUGAUGUGGGGGCUUUGGACCAAGAAGUGCCGAGAUGAAUCAGAAACGGUCAAUUGGAUCACUAUUCAUACAAAGCCUUGUCCAAAGUGUCACAAACCUGUGGAGAAGAAUGGUGGAUGUAAUCUUGUGAGCUGUAUCUGUGGACAAGCAUUUUGUUGGCUGUGUGGUGGAGCUACUGGGCGGGACCAUACUUGGUCAAGAAUUGCUGGUCACAGCUGUGGUCGAUACAAAGAAGAUCGUGAGAAAAAGACUGAACGAGCAAAGCGAGAUCUCUAUCGGUAUAUGCAUUAUCACAACCGUUAUAAAGCUCGUAAAGAUUCCUUUAAGCUUGAGAGUAAACUCAAGGAGACUAUACUGGAGAAGGUGUCAAUUUCAGAAGAGAGGGAAUCGAGGCUAAGAGAUUUCACCUGGGUAACUAAUGGAAUCUGUAGACUGUUUCGAUCAAGGCGGGUUCUUUCAUAUUCAUACCCAUUUGCCUUUUACAUGUUUGGUGAAGAAUUAUUCAAGGAUGAGAUGACAAAUGAGGAAAGGGAAAUAAAACAGCAUCUAUUUGAGGAUCAGCAGCAGCAACUUGAGGCAAAUGUUGAGAAACUCUCUAAGUUUUUGGAAGAGCCAUUUGAUGAAUAUGCUGAUGAUAAAGUUAUGGAGAUACGAAUGCAAGUAAUCAAUCUUUCUGUGAUCAUUGAUACCCUUUGUAAGAAAAUGUACGAGUGCAUUGAGAAUGACUUAUUGGGUUCUCUCCAAUGUAAUACCCAUAAUAUAGCUCCAUAUAAAUCAAAGGGCAUUGAGAAAGCAUCAGAGCUUGCCGUCUGUUGGAAUAACAAAGCUAGUAGUGCGACUGAUAAAUGCCUUCCAUCCGAUUGUGGCACUAGUGGCAAACGUGAUCGACCUUUCAGCUUUGCGAGUUCGGAUGACAGUGAUUGUCCACCCGAGAAGCAACCUAAAAAGGAGAGUUAUGGAGGUGGGUUCUUUGAUCUGAACCUGCCAGCAGAAGUUCUUGACAGGAAUUGAUCUCUGAUAAACUUUUUCUAGCAAGUUGGAGGGAUCAAAGCAUAUGUUCGUUAUGUGUGUCAUUUUAUUAUCAAAAGAUACAGAAUAGCCAACGACGCCGGCUCUCCAUUCAUUUCAUUGGCAAUGGAAAAACGACGCCGUCGUCACUUGUAACUAAAUCAAGUGUCAACCGACUUCUCCACUCUCACAAUUCAUAAGGCCCAAGGAAACGAAACUCCCCCUUUCCCGCCAGCAAUGAUGUCCUCAAUAUCCAUCCCAAUCUCCGUCUCCGACGAUGACUUCGACAGCCUUGGACCUCCGUCGAUGCUUCUGGCUUCAGGCCACCCCAAACCCCGCAAAAUCCGAAGCAGAGAAAACAUUUUAUAUACAAGACUAUUAUGGAAAACAAAACCAACGGCACCAAUCGUUUGGGCAACGUUUAGCAAACAGAAGAACGAGAUUCUCAUCAGAGCUUCCUUAUAAUCAUCAAGAACUGCUGGGGUCUAAUCGUACUCUUCCCUCUGUCUCCGGUU